Messenger RNA from Impatiens glandulifera, 3101 nucleotides. RefSeq names its product disease resistance protein RPM1-like. The transcript has a single exon. Gene Ontology annotation, biological process: defense response to other organism. Lineage: Eukaryota; Viridiplantae; Streptophyta; Magnoliopsida; Ericales; Balsaminaceae. Bases 144 to 2855 code for a protein of 903 amino acids. The record is from RefSeq and is a predicted model, not a curated record. Gene Ontology annotation, molecular function: ADP binding.
AAGAUCACAAACAAGAAAAGUCAAAGUCUUGUGGCUAAUCAACUAUGCAUAGUCCUCAUAUGUUAUCCAUUCUUCUUCUUUAAGAGUAAAGAACCUCAAAUAAGAAAGAAGAAGCAAAUUAAAGAGGGUGUAGGAAAUAAAAAAUGGCAGAUGGAGCUGUAAAUUUCUUACUAGUAUCUCUACUUGAAAAGGCAUCACAAUUUACUGAUCUUCAAGAUGAAAUUGAAGAAAUGAGGUUAGAUCUGGAGAGCAUGAGAUCCUUACUAAGAGAUGCAGACAGACGAAAGAAGAUUAAUCGACAUGUAGAAACAUGGAUAAGGCAGGUAAGAGAUGUUGCAUUUAAAGCAGAAGAUGUAAUAGAUGAAUAUAUUCAUUACAAAUCACAAUGUAGAAAUGGGUAUUUAGAUUUUCUCCAUGAUAUGGUCAAUCUCCCAAAGAAUAUGAUUGUAACUUACCAACUCAAUUCCAAGCUGCAGAAGAUCAAGAAACAAAUACAUAACGUGGCUACGAGAAGCAAAGAUCACAGUUUCGAAAAGAUUGAUGAAAGAUCAACAUCCCUUGACAGAUGGAAGAAUUCUGGAGAAACAUGUGUUUUUCUUGAUGAAGAUGAAAUACUAGGAAUGGAUGAAAACAUGGAAAAUCUCUUGCGGUUGAUAAAUGAAGAUUCAGAUCAACGGACUGUUAUUUCCAUUGUUGGAAUGGGUGGUGUUGGUAAGACUACCCUUUUAACAAAAGUUUAUAAUGAUCACAUUGAGAAGAGAGAAUUUGAUGUUUGGGCAUGGUUAUCAGUAACUCAAAUUUACACUGAAGAUGAACUCUUAAGAAGCUUGAUCAAAGAACUCUCGAAUACAACCCAAGUAGGAUCUCCAAGAAACUUGGGCUCGAUGAGUACUCGGAAUCUCAUAGAAAUGCUCAUCAAUAUGUUGCGUGACAAGAGGUAUGUUAUUGUUUUAGAUGAUGUUUGGAGCAUAGAACUUUGGAGUAGAAUUAGAUACGCAUUUCCUGAUAAUAAAAUGGGUAGUAGAGUUAUUUUCACUACAAGGAAUGAAAAUGUAGCUUCAUCGAUAGGUCCAGGAAGUCGUAUUCAUCGACUUAUGCCUCUUGGAGAUAACUAUGCAUGGAUGCUCUUUCGCAAGAGGGCAUUUUGGGAUCACCCGAGUCAUAUUUGUCCAACAGAACUUCAGACUUCAGCUUGGGCAAUUAUGAAAAGCUGUCAAGGACUUCCACUUGCCAUUGUGGCAAUUGGAGGGCUUAUGAGUUCAAAGGAAAAGACAACUUUAGAGUGGAGGAAAGUAUAUCAUAGUCUCAAUUGGCAUUUGAAUAACAACCCAAUGCUUGGAGAUAUGAAGGCUGUUUUGUUACUAAGUUUCAAUGAUCUGCCUUUCUAUUUAAACCACUGCUUUCUUUACUGUUGUGUGUUCCAUGCCGGUUAUUCAAUCAAGAGAAAGAAGUUAAUUCGCCUUUGGAUUGCAGAAGGGUUCGUUAUCCCGAGAAAAGGGAUCACAAUGGAGGAGGUAGCAGAAGAAUAUCUUACAGAACUUAUCUUUCGAAGCAUGAUUCAAGUAACAGAGUUCAAUGUUUCUGGAAGGGUAAAAGCGUGUAGAGUUCAUGAUGUUAUGCGUGAACUAGCUGUUACAACAUCAGAAGAAGAGAAUUUCUGCACAAUACAUGAUAGUCAAGAGCCUAUAAAAGAUGGAAACUUCCAAAGGAUAUCAAUAGUAAAUAGAGGCGAGUCAGUCCGACUAAGCAAAAGGGUCUCGAGACAUCUCCGUUCUCUUUUUGUCUUUGAAACAGAUAACCGUUUCUCAUUCUGUUUAGAAGCUACAUCAUCAAACUUUAAGUUCUUAAGGGUUCUAGAUGUACAAGGAGUUCUCAUUGAAAAAAUACCCAAGAUAUUGCCUAGUCUAUUCAAUUUGAGGUAUUUGAACAUAAGGGAUACUAUGGUUAAGGAAUUUCCAAUGUCAAUUGAGAGGCUAACAAACCUUCAAACAUUGGAUAUAAGAAAUACCCAUUUGGAGAAGCUUCCAAAAGGAGCCACAAAGUUGCCAAGACUGCGACACCUUUUCAUGUCCGAUUUUCCUGCUGGCAUGAAUGUUCAAGCUGAAAUUUGCACUUUACGAAGCUUACAAACCCUGACAUGCGUUGAAGCAGAGGAACAACUAAUCCAGAAAAUUGGCAACUUAAUUGAGCUUAGAAGACUGGAUAUUACAAAUUUACAAGCAGUUGACGGACCAAGACUGUGUAAUUCAAUUCAGAGAUUGACAAGCCUAUGUUGUUUAGGUAUUAAGGCGAUUUCUAUGGACCAACAACUUCAGCUUGAAGGUCUAAGUCUACCCCCACCAUUUCUUCAGAAGCUGACAAUCAUAGGGAGGUUGAAUAACAUACCACAUUGGUUUGGAUUCUUAGAUAAACUAACCCAUUUGUGUUUGGGCUACUCUGGACAAAAAGAAGACAUUCUUUCUUCCCUUCAUGUCCUCUCAAAUCUGGUGUUCCUAGAAUUAAAGCAUGCAGCAUAUGAUGGGACAAUCCUGCACUUCAAGAGAGGUUGGUUUCCUAGACUCAUUAAAAUGUGCUUAGAGGAUCUAGAAAGAUUGGACUGUGUUAAAAUAGAGGAGACUGCAAUAUCCAACAUCAAAGAAAUGUGCCUAGUUCAUUGUCCAGAGUUAAAGCUAUUGCCACAAGGAAUUGAAAAUCUUACCAGCCUCCGACAAUUGCACGUGGAACACAUGUCCGAAGAGUUUAUUGAAAGACUGCUGAAUGACCCACACGAGAGUCAUCCAAAGGUACAACACAUAACCACAAUUACUAAUGUAUUCAUGAAAGAACAUUGUCACGGAGUUGAAACACCUUCUUAGAAAAAUUGUCGCAAGAUAAUUUAUUGAUGAGUUGUAUUCUGCAAUUAGGUAGCUAGAAUUUAUUGAUGUAAAAACAACUAUUUUUUUGGGGGGAAACUACUUUUCCAAUAGAGACACUAUCAUCAGCAGUUUUGCAAAAUUUUCCAACUGCAGAAAGUAUUGUUAUCCAUGUUGCAAUUUACAAGUAGAUGAUCCAUUAUAGGAUUUCCUUUUCCUCAUCUUGUCUAGUUGAUUAAUCUUCUUUUU